Messenger RNA from Salmo salar (Atlantic salmon), 430 nucleotides. NCBI's taxonomy places the organism in Eukaryota, Metazoa, Chordata, Actinopteri, Salmoniformes, Salmonidae. The record is from RefSeq and is a predicted model, not a curated record.
UCUAGUGGAGCAGCGUUUCCACAUGUGUGACAGAAUGGCCAUCUACUUCUUCAUCGCUGCUUCCUACACCCCCUGGUUAAUGCUGAGGGAGUUGGGUCCGUGGUCGUCUCACAUGCGGUGGAUUAUCUGGAUCAUGGCGAUUAUCGGCUCCACAUAUGUCUUCUACUUUCACGAGAGGUAUAAACUGGUGGAGUUACUUGGAUACGUGGCCAUGGGGGCGGGGCCUGCACUGGUCAUCCUGUCCAUGGCGGACACGGCAGGUUUGUGUGAGCUGGCGGUGGGCGGGAUUUUCUACGUAGUGGGUGUGGCCUUCUUUAAGAGCGAUGGAGUCGUCCCAUUCGCUCACGCCAUCUGGCACCUGUUCGUUGCCAUGGGAGCAGCCACACACUACUACGCUAUCUGGAGACACCUGUACACACCUGGACACUGA